AUGGAUCAUCGCAUGUGUGGAAGGUUUGAUCAUUUGAAAAUUUUUUUACCCGAUGAAUUAAACACAUCUACAGAUCGCGACUUUCAUGCUAAUGGGGAUAUUAGGAAUUAUUGCCCUAAUGGAAGUUCAGAAACUAAAGAAUGCAAUACUAAUCCCGAUAAAAUUAAGGCGGGAUUUAUAUGGUUAUUUGAACAAAAUAUUGUUAACAGGAUUAGUAAUUUAAGCAAAGAACAAACUGACAUAUUUAUUAUAUACAUUAUUAUAUGGUUCAAUUAUAUGUUAACUCUAAAACCAGAUAAUAACACCAGCGAUCUAAAUGAUUUUUAUACUAAAUAUACAGAAGAUAACACGCAUUAUUAUUAUUGUAAAAAAAAAGAUGUUAAUUGUAAUAGUAUAUUAAAAGAUAAUCUGAAAUAUAAUAAUUUUAAGGAAAUCAUAGAUAAAAGAAAGGAUUUGUUAAAUAUUAAUUUUGAUGAUAUGUCUAAAUUUUAUGAUGCAUUUAAAUUAUUAUGUAAAAUGUAUACUGAAUUUGAUGAACACGAUCCCAAAUGUACGGAAUAUUUGAAAAUAGCUAAUCAAUUUGUUGAAAAAUAUAAAGAACUUAAUGGAUAUUCUGAUAUUACUGAAGGUAGUCUCUAUUAUCAAGUAUGGUCUACUUUAUCAAAUGAUUAUGAUAAUUUUAAAAAGAAAUGUAAUGAUUCUAAAAGUUACAAUUUUCCAUCCCUUCCACCGAUAAAAAAAACACAAACUCCUUUAGAUAGUUCUGAGGAUAAUCAUGUACAAGAUUCUGAAGUUGCAUCAUCAAGUUCGUCGAUAGCAAACAAAUUAUUUAUAGUUUUAUCGAUAUUUGGUGCAAUAGCAAUUUUGUUGGGAAUUUCUUAUAAGUAUUCGUUAUUUGAAUUUCGGAAACGAUUUCAAAAACAAAAAUUAAGAGAAAAAAUAAAAAAAUAA
Molecule: messenger RNA, 951 nt
Organism: Plasmodium yoelii
Lineage: Eukaryota; Apicomplexa; Aconoidasida; Haemosporida; Plasmodiidae
Product: PIR protein
Exons: 3
Coding region: 1-951 (316 amino acids)
Source: RefSeq, a predicted model, not a curated record